Molecule: messenger RNA, 1276 nt
Organism: Stegastes partitus (bicolor damselfish)
Lineage: Eukaryota; Metazoa; Chordata; Actinopteri; Pomacentridae
Product: E3 ubiquitin-protein ligase MARCH9-like
Exons: 4
Coding region: 1-1041 (346 amino acids)
Biological process (GO): protein ubiquitination
Molecular function (GO): zinc ion binding; ubiquitin-protein transferase activity
Source: RefSeq, a predicted model, not a curated record
AUGUUCAAGUAUCGGAUCCGCAUGUUUUUCAAUGAACUCAAAGUGUUGCUACUGAUGCGCUCCGGAUCCAGCAGGAGGACCGACACCGGCACAGACCCGGACACGCAGCCCAGGAUGAGGGGGCUGGCUAUCGGAGGCUGCGGUUGGCCUCAGCUGAGCUGCUCUCACCGGGACGACGAGGAGGAAUAUUACGGCUCUGACCCGCGGCCCCGCAGCCUGGCGUUUGAGGAGAAGGAUGGAGCCAAACCGCAGGGAGGAGGAGGAGAAGCAGGAGGAGCAGGAGGAGGCCUGGACGCUGCGUCCCUGCCGAGUCUCUCCGAGAGCGGGAUGCGAUCACCGCAGUGCCGGAUCUGCUUCCAGGGACCAGAGAAGGGGGAGCUGUUGAGCCCUUGUCGCUGUGAUGGCUCUGUCCGCUGCACUCACCAGUCCUGCCUUAUACGCUGGAUCAGCGAGAGAGGCUCCUGGAGCUGUGAGCUGUGCUACUUCAAGUACCAGGUCCUGGCCAUUAGCACCAAAAACCCUCUGCAGUGGCAGGCCAUCUCUCUGACUGUGAUUGAGAAGGUGCAGAUUGCAGCCAUUAUCCUGGGCUCUCUGUUCCUCAUCGCGAGUAUUUCCUGGUUGGUGUGGUCGUCUCUCAGCCCCUCAGCCAAAUGGCAGCGGCAGGACCUUCUCUUCCAGAUAUGCUACGGCAUGUACGGCUUCAUGGACAUAGUUUGUAUAGGCCUUAUAAUCCACGAAGGAUCAUCUGUUUACCGGAUCUUUAAGCGCUGGCAGGCGGUCAACCAACAGUGGAAAGUGCUGAAUUAUGAGAAAGCGAAGGACCUAGGUGACCCCAUCAGUUCCAGCAGCAAAGGCGUUGGUCGUGUUGAGAGGAACUCUUCUCACACUAUCACAGACGGCGGCCGGAGAGCGAGUCGGCACGUCAGGACUAUUCUCCACCACCACUGUGGCUAUACUAUUUUGCACAUCCUCAGCCAACUGAGAGCCAACAACCUGCACAGCAACAACCAUGAGGUGGUCAUGAGAGUGACCACUGUAUGAGGCUAACUGAAGCAGACAAAAGUGCUGCAAUGUUUGAAGAAGAGAUAAAAGUUGACUGGGGUUUAGUACAAAAAGAAUUGUAAUCUGCCAUAUAAACACUGCCGUGAACUUGUAAUCUUGUAUUUUGCUCUCAGAUUCUCCCUGAGCUAAGGACAACGAGAAUUACAGAUUUCUAAGAUUUGGGAAAAAGAAAACGUCACAGUUUUAUCUAUAAAGACAAAGACUGUGAAAUAAG